Ichthyophthirius multifiliis is the source of this 1764-nucleotide messenger RNA. RefSeq lists its product as hypothetical. Lineage: Eukaryota; Ciliophora; Oligohymenophorea; Hymenostomatida. The record is from RefSeq and is a predicted model, not a curated record. Gene Ontology annotation, molecular function: phosphatase activity. Gene Ontology annotation, biological process: phosphatidylinositol dephosphorylation. The transcript is spliced from 5 exons.
AUGAAUUAUUUAGUUUUAGUAAAGGAAGUAAAAGUAAUUCCAAUAUUAAAUGAAAAGACUACAAUAUUUGAAAUUUCCUAAUGUGAAUUUCGUCCUUUUUACAUUCAUAAUACUCCUAAUAUAUUAAAAUUCUAAUCUUUAAUAGAAAACACUUUAUCUUCUGGUGGAUUUUUUUUCUCAUAUAAAUAUCCUCUUUCUCUUUCAUUAUAAAAAUAAAACGAAAAUAUACAAUAUGACCCUGAUUUUUUAUGGAACCUAAAUUUCCUUAAGCCCCUAAUGCAAUAAAAAAUUGCCUAAGAAUGGUGGAUAUAAUUAAUAUAAGGAUUCGUUUAUAACUCAAAAGACUUUCCUAUGUACUAUACUCUCAUAUCUAGACGAUAAAUAAGACGAGCGGGUACUUUAAAUGCUCAUAGAGGGGCUAAUUCAGAUGGAUUUGUAGCUAAUUUCGUAGAAACGGAGCUUAUUAUUUCCUUUGGAAGUCUAACUGCUUCACAUUUAUAAAUAAGGGGUAGUGUACCUGUAUUAUGGUCGAGAAAAGGAGUAUCUUCAACAAUAAAUAAAAGUCAAUAAAUGUCAACUAAAAGCUUUUUGUUACAUUUUGAAUACUUAAAAAAAAAUUACGGAUAAAUAACAUGCGUUAAUUUAAUGACAAAUUAAUAAUAAAAUGAAAAUCAAAAAGAUCUUUUUUAUAAAUAAUUCGAGUUCUCCUGGCUGGAAAACAACGAAGAAAUAUCUAACCAUUAUGCAGGCUAUUUUGAAUCUGCGAAGCGUUUUUUGAACACCUCAUAAAAAGACGCAUAUAGACAGUAAAUAUAUUGCAUAAUACUAGGUGAAGAUUACGAUAGUUAAGACAAUUUGCAAUACUAAGUCGAAUUAUUACAAUUAAUAAAAAAACGAGAAAUAGAAUACACUAAAAGCCACGACAUAAAAUUAUUUUUAUGCACUUGGAAUGUAAAUUCAUUUGAACCAUCAGAUUUUAAGCAUAAUCUAUUAAAGAUUUUCAACAAAAACAAAUAAGAAGCUGAAAUUAUAAUUAUUUGUCUUUAAGAACUCGUAGAAUUAAACUCUAAAAAUAUUAUGACUUCUACAAACGAAAAAUAAUUAGCUAUUGAAAAAUGGAUAAGUUCUAUUCAAUAUAAUUUAGGUGAUACUUUGUAUUUCUUAGUAGGUUAAUAUAAUAUGGUAGGAAUAGAGACUAUAAUAUUCGCCCAUAUUAAAAUAAAAGAUUAUAUUUCUAAUGUAGAAUAUGAUAAUGUAAAAAGCGGAUUUGCAAAUAAACUAGGUAAUAAAGGCAGUGUAGUGGUCCGUUUUAAUGUUUUUGAUACUUCAGUCUCUUUUAAUGCCAAUAAUAUAUCAGAAUUAAUGAAAUAUUAAGUAAUUUAGAAAUAUAAGGAGCCUCCAAUAAAUUUCUUACCGUCUUAUAAAUUCGAUAAGGUUUCAAAUGAAUACGAUAGAUCGAAAAAAUAAAGAGUCCCUAGUUGGUGUGAUAGAAUUCUAUAUUAAGAUAAUGAAAAUGAGAAUAAUAAUAUAGCUUAAGAUUUUAAGUUCUAUGAAAGUAUAAUGAGUCUUAAAAAUUCAGAUCAUAAACCAGUUGUUGGUCUUUUAUAAAUUUAAGUAAAAGAAAUUAAUGAAGAUAAAAAAGAAUAGAUUUUACACGAAAUUUUAGAACAAUAAGAAAAUUAAACUGAGUAUGUUUUUGAAAAUUUCUACCAUUAAAAUGAAGAAUAAAAUGGAAAAAAUAGUAUAUAAUUGUAAUUUAUUUGA